AUUCUUGCAGCAGCAACAGCAGCGGGUGGUGCUGGUGACAGCCCCCCCUCCUCCUCCCGCCGGGGCUGCCACUGCAGUGAGUGUCUGGCGGUGGCAGGUGGUGGAGGAAUCCCCCCGGGCGGAGAAGAGGAAAAGGAGGAGGAGGGAAGAGGAGAAGCGCGCGCCCCCGUGGCUGGCAGCGCCACCAGCAGCAGAGGCGGCGGCGGCGGCACGCGCAGCUCCUGGGAUUCUCUCUCUCCCUCCCCCCCCCCCCGCCACGCGCCUGCUCCUCGCGCGCUUUUCUUCUCCUCCUCACGCUGCAGCUCGCUUUCUCUCUCUCUCUCUCGCCCCCCCAACCCUCCCGCCUUUUCCAGGUGACGUGAUGCCCGUUGUUUUGGUGCGCCCGACCAAUCGGACUCGGCGCCUGGAUUCUACGGGAGCCGCGAUGGGCCCGUCGUGGCGGCAACAGGACUCCCCUCUGCCGACCAUAACGCAUUGCGCAGGGUGCACCACCGCCUGGUCCUCCUGCAGCUUUAACAGCUCUGACAUGGAAACACCAUUGCAGUUCCAGCCGGGCUUCUGCUCAGAGCAGCAGCAGCAGCGCCCACACCCGCAUUGCCAGCAACAGCAGCAGCAGCAGCAGCGCCACGCUCAAGACAAGCAGCAGCAGCAGCAGCGCAGCCCGUGCCUCCAGUGCAACAACUGCUGCGCUGCUCACUACGGCGCUGCGUCGGGCGCGGGAGAUAACCUGCCGCUGCUGCUCCGCACUUCGUCGCCCCUUUCGGCGGCGGGCGCCUUCCGGGCGCGCUCGUCGACGCCGCUCUCGUGCUCCGCAGCCUCGUCGCGCCCGGGCAGCCAGCUCAACGUGAGCGAGCUGACCCCUUCCAGCCAUGCCAGUGCGCCCAGGCAGCCCCACCACUACGCCCAGCCCCAGCCCCACCACCACCACUCCCACUACUACCAGCCGUGCCAUAGCGUCCAGCCGCAGCAGCAGCAGCAGCCGGCGGGAAGCCCCAGCAGCAGCGUCGGCAGCGCAGGCAGCCACAGCCACCCUCCCAGCAGCCACCCAGCAGCGUCCCAGCAGCGGCGGGAAAGCAACCCCUUCACGGAAAUAGCCAUGAGCAGCUGCAGAUACAACGGCGGCGUCAUGCGUCCUCUCAGCAACCUCAGCUCGUCCCGCAGGAACCUGCACGAGCUCGACUCCGAGUCGCAGCCGCUGCAGCCUCACCAGCCGCCGCCGCCGCCUCCCUCACACGCCAGUCCCAGCGCUUCGGCUGCCGCUGCUGCCGCCGCCGCUUCCUCGGCCAGCGGCGCCGGCCCGGAGAUCGUGGUGUCCAAGCCCGAGCACAACAACUCCAACAACUUGGCGCUCUACGGAUCCUCAGGCGGCGGCGGCGGAGGAGGAGGUGGAGGAGGCAGCCAGACCAACAGCGGCGGCGGCGGCAGCAAGUCGAGCAAGAAGAAGAACCAGAACAUCGGCUACAAGUUGGGACACCGGCGCGCGCUCUUCGAGAAGCGCAAGCGCCUCAGCGACUACGCGCUCAUCUUCGGCAUGUUCGGCAUCGUGGUCAUGGUCAUCGAGACCGAGCUGUCGUGGGGCGCCUACACCAAGGAGUCGCUGUAUUCAUUAGCCCUAAAAUGCCUUAUUAGCCUCUCUACAAUCAUUCUGCUUGGUCUGAUUAUUGUAUACCACGCAAGGGAAAUUCAGCUGUUCAUGGUGGACAAUGGAGCAGAUGAUUGGAGAAUAGCCAUGACUUAUGAGCGCAUUUUCUUCAUCUGCCUGGAAAUCUUGGUGUGUGCUAUACAUCCUAUCCCUGGCAACUAUACAUUCACAUGGACAGCUCGGCUUGCCUUUUCCUAUACGCCAUCUACAACAAUAGCUGAUGUGGAUAUAAUUUUAUCCAUACCAAUGUUCUUAAGACUAUAUCUUAUUGCCAGAGUUAUGCUUUUGCAUAGCAAACUUUUCACUGAUGCCUCAUCCAGAAGCAUUGGAGCACUAAAUAAGAUAAACUUCAAUACUCGUUUUGUUAUGAAGACUUUAAUGACAAUAUGUCCAGGAACUGUACUCUUGGUUUUUAGUAUCUCCUUGUGGAUAAUUGCUGCAUGGACUGUCAGAGCUUGCGAAAGGUAUCAUGACCAACAGGAUGUUACUAGCAACUUCCUUGGAGCAAUGUGGUUGAUUUCAAUAACUUUUCUCUCCAUUGGAUAUGGUGAUAUGGUACCUAACACAUACUGUGGGAAAGGAGUCUGCUUGCUUACUGGAAUAAUGGGUGCUGGUUGCACUGCACUGGUGGUAGCUGUGGUAGCAAGGAAAUUAGAACUUACCAAAGCUGAAAAACAUGUGCAUAAUUUCAUGAUGGAUACCCAGCUAACUAAAAGAGUGAAAAAUGCAGCUGCCAAUGUACUCAGGGAAACAUGGUUAAUUUAUAAAAAUACAAAGCUGGUGAAAAAGAUAGACCAUGCAAAAGUAAGGAAACAUCAGCGCAAAUUCUUGCAAGCUAUUCACCAAUUAAGAAGUGUUAAAAUGGAACAGAGGAAAUUGAACGAUCAGGCAAACACUUUGGUGGACUUGGCAAAGACUCAAAACAUCAUGUAUGAUAUGAUUUCUGACUUAAACGAAAGAAGCGAAGACUUUGAGAAGAGGAUUGUUACUUUGGAAACAAAAUUGGAAACAUUAAUUGGUAGCAUUCAAGCCCUCCCUGGACUGAUUAGCCAAACAAUCAGCCAACAACAAAGGGAUUUCCUUGAAGCUCAGAUACAAAACUAUGAUAAGCAUGUGACCUACAGUGCAGAACGAUCGAGGUCCUUGUCUCGGAGAAGGAGGUCGUCCUCCACAGCACCACCCACUUCAUCAGAGAGUAGCUAGAAGAGAAUAAUAUAACCACAAAAUAAAGACUUUUUGCCAUCAUAUGGUCAAUAUUUUAGCUUUUAUUGUAAAGCCUUAUGGUUCUAAUCAGUGUUAUCUGGGUUCUGAUGUCAGAAUUCUGGAAACCUGAACACAAAGUUUUAGGCCAAAAUGAGUGAAAACUCUCUCUCUCUUUUUUCCUUUCAGAUGCACAGUGAAUGCACCUAUUAUUGCUAUAUAGAUUGUUCCUCCUGUAAUUUCACUAACUUUUUAUUCAUGCACUUCCAACAAACUUUACUACUACAAUAUACAAUAUAAUAAAAGGGUUAAUUUCUGCA
Molecule: messenger RNA, 3162 nt
Organism: Podarcis raffonei (Aeolian wall lizard)
Lineage: Eukaryota; Metazoa; Chordata; Lepidosauria; Squamata; Lacertidae
Gene: KCNN2
Product: potassium calcium-activated channel subfamily N member 2
Exons: 8
Coding region: 362-2845 (827 amino acids)
Biological process (GO): potassium ion transmembrane transport
Cellular component (GO): neuron projection; plasma membrane; neuronal cell body
Molecular function (GO): calmodulin binding; small conductance calcium-activated potassium channel activity
Source: RefSeq, a predicted model, not a curated record